UCCUGCUUGUUUAACAAACGCCAAGAAAAUUUAAAGGCUGUUUGAUGGUUGACCAUGGUAAUAUCUUCUUCUGUCUACUUCGAGGGCCCCAUUCAUAUCAGGAUCAAAUCGAAGAAACCUGCCAAUUAUUUAAGCUUUACAAAGUGAAGAGAUUGAUUGGCAUUUUAAGAUCGUGAUGCGAGUCCCAAAUGCCUUCAUUGUCAACUUUUAUAUGUUCCUCUUCCUUAGUUUCCCUGAAGACCUGUAAUCAAACCCAGUUAAAGAAGCCUGUAAACAAUGCUCCACCAUUGACACUCCCUCUAGCAGAGGAAGUCUUUCUAAAUUCAUCUUCAUCAGUUCGUUUACUCAAUUCAUGUGCUGCUGAGAGGAACUUGAAGAUUGGGCUUGGCAUCCAUGCUGGUGUUUUGAAGUCUGGCCUUGCUCCUUACACCUUUGUGGCUAAUGCUCUCUUGGAUUUUUACUCAAAAUGUGGGCAACUGGAAGAUGCAUUUAAGGUGUUUGAUCUAAUGCCUGUUAAAACAAUUGUGUCAUGGACUUCAAUGAUGUCAGGAUGCUGCCAGAAUGGAUCUGCUGAUGCAGCAAUUUCAAUUUUUCAGCAGAUGUUAUCAGAAAACAUGCAACCCAAUGAGUUCACCUUUGCAGUUCUGCUACAAGUUUGUGGGCAGACUCGAGACUUGAAAUUGACAGAGAUGAUUCAUGGUAAUCUCAUUGUAAAUGAGUUAAUUGAACAUCAGUUCUUAAAAUAUUCUAUGGUUGAUGCAUACUCGAAAUGUGGGCUUUCAUUGGCUGCUGAGAAAUUGAUAAAGAAAUCAUGUUGUAGAGAUGUGGUUUCUUGGACUAUGGCAAUUUCUGGUUGUGUUCUCAAUGGAUUGAUUGAGAGGGCCUUCGUUUUGUUUUCUGAUAUGCUAGCAGAUGGGGUUGCACCAAAUCGAGUAACAUUUCAGAGUAUGAUUCAAGCUUGUUCUUUGCUGAACAGAUGGUUGGUCUCUAGGUGUAUCCAUGGUUUUGUUAUAAAAUCACAACUUUAUAUGGAUACUCUUGUGACAAAUUCUCUGAUACAAAUGUAUUCUAACAAUGGUUAUUAUGAAGAAAGUAUUAAGAUUUUUUGGGAGUUCUGUUUCAGGGGUGAUGGUCCUUAUCUUAGACCAGAGACAAUGGCUACACUUCUUCAAGGGUGUGGGCAUUUAAACUGUUUAAGGCAAGGCAAAGAAGUACAUGGCUACUUGAUCAGACACAGGUUUUUGCCCUGCAUUGUGGUGGAGAAUUCCCUCGUGGACAUGUACGCUGAAAAUAAACAAGAUCAUUUGGCGUUUCGAAUAUUCGGCAAGAUGAAUGAAAAGGACAUAAUUUCCUGGAAUACCUUGAUCUCAUGUCUUGUGAAAAAUGGAUGUCCCUCAGAAGCAUUGAUGCUGCUUGGCAAAGUUCACAGCAACGAAGGCGAAGGGGUUGUCCCUGAUUCUGUCACUGUUUUGACAUCACUCCAAUCUUGCUCAGAGCUAGCAUCAUUCGAUAUGGGCCAAGUCAUGCAUGGCUACAUUACUAGGUCUGGCUUUGGGAAUGAUAUUUUCAUUGGCAAUGCCCUUGUAACCAUGUAUGGAAAAUCAGGCAGGAUAUGCUAUGCUAAGAAGGUAUUUGAAGAGAUGCCCACGAAAGAUACAGGUUCUUGGAAUGCAAUGAUAGCAGCAUAUAGGAUCAAUGGAGAUGGGAUAUCUGCUUUACAAACUCUUGGAAGGAUGAGGAAAUUGGGUAUUUAUCAGCCAAAUGCAGUCACAUUUGUCAAUGUUUUCUCAGCCUGUAGUCAUUCAGGAUUGGUAGAGGAAGCCUUUGAGUGCUUCAGUAAGAUGGAUGAAGAAUAUGGAGUUCAGCCAAGUAUGGAACAUUAUGCAUGCAUGGUUGACCUUCUGGGAAGACAGGGUCGACUUGAUGAAGCAGAGGAUUUCAUAAAGAAGAUGCCUUUCAGGCCUGGCCAAUCUGUGUGGGGAGCUUUACUAGGUUCUUGUGGGCUAUCAAGAAAUGUUGAAGUUGCUGAAAGAGCUGCAAGUAAACUCUCCAUUUUGGAGCCUGAGGGAAAAGUCUGGAGAGUGACAAUGUCAAAUGUUUAUGCAGGAGUUGAGAGAUGGGAGGACGCCGUGAAGUUGAGACUGGAAAUGAAGCAUGGUCAGGGUCUAAGAAAGGACCCUGGAUGGAGCGGCAUAGAAGUUAGGGGGGUUAGCUAUAGAUUUGUUGCAGGGGAUACAAGGCAUCCUGAGAGCGAGAAGAUUUACAAGGUACUAAAAGUGACGAAGGAACACAUUCAGACCGUCAUUCAUGCUCAUGAAAUCCUCGCCUCUCAGGAUUGAACGUCUAGCAGACUCGGAUUCAGAACAUGAGAUUUGGAAACCUUUUUUUCUUUCUGGUCCUCUUCCCUCGUCAAUCUUAGCACUUCCUUUUGUCAUUCGGCGUAACUCAGAUUGCUCAUCAGAGUUGAUGUCUAUUGCUUUGUUUGAAUGCACAAAGUUGGUAACUAACGAAGCAUCAA
Macadamia integrifolia is the source of this 2518-nucleotide messenger RNA. Its product is annotated as pentatricopeptide repeat-containing protein At3g57430, chloroplastic-like. The transcript has a single exon. Gene Ontology annotation, biological process: RNA modification. NCBI's taxonomy places the organism in Eukaryota, Viridiplantae, Streptophyta, Magnoliopsida, Proteales, Proteaceae. The record is from RefSeq and is a predicted model, not a curated record. Bases 189 to 2339 code for a protein of 716 amino acids. Gene Ontology annotation, molecular function: RNA binding; protein binding.